AGAGAACCUGCCAGAAAGCCUGGGGUGCUGGCGGUGGGAGGGAGAUGGCUGUGUCAGCCGGCCAGGGCAGGAAGGCGAGGGCCGGACAGACACCCCAUUAUUACGAGGGAUUCUUGGAGAAGAAGGCGGCGUGGGAAAAAGAAUACAGGAAAUUUUGGACCGGCCUUCGAGGCCUCACUCUGUAUUUCUACAACACCAACAGAGAUAUCCAGUAUGUCGAUCUACUUGAUCUGGCUGACUUCGUGUCUCUGGUGGACGACAAUACCCCAAGAACGGUGGCUGCGUGGUCCACAGAAGGGGCCAGGUUGACCAUCAGGAUGAGGAGCCAAGAAGUGAAAUUAAAGAUGGAGAGCUUGGAGUCUCGGGAGAUGUGGAAAGGGUUCAUUCUCACAAUGGUGGAGAUGAAGGUCCCCUCUAGCCUGGCCUUGCUCCCCGGCCACAUCUACAUGCUCUCCGAAGCUCUUGAGAAGGAGAGGGAGCAGCGGUUCAAGAUGGAUCUGGCUGACUCACAAGAAGGUUUCCCCAGCCCCAGGAUCACGGAGUGCUCCCUUCCGCCUGGAGGAGAGGCAGCAGAGGCAAAACAUCCAGACUGUUUUUUCAGAGUCUCCAGGACAGAAGCCGAGGCGCUGCUGGAGAAGAACAAGAGUUGUGGGAACAUGCUGCUGCGCCCAGGAAGGGAUGGCAAGAGCAUCUCAGUGACCACGCGCCAGGUGGUGAGUGGAACCGCUGUUCUAAAGCACUAUAAAAUCAACCAAGUUGGGAAACAAUACAUCAUUGAUGUUGAGGAUCCGUACUGCUGCUCCUCUCUGGCAGGCGUGGUGGAAUUCUUUGUUAAAACCAGCAAACACACCCUGAUCCCCCUGCAGCUUGACGACAGCUAUGCGGAAACCCUGGAGUUUGUGUUGACGGAUAACGAAAGUGGCGAAACCACGCAGAUGAUCCCAAAGCCCCCCCGACUGCCUGAUAUCCCCCGAAGAGCAGUUGUCUCAGAGCAACCCAAGAAGCCCUUGCUGCCUCCAAGAAGCCAGCCACAAAUAACCCCUCCACCUCUUCCACCCGUCCCACCAGCUCAGACCCCUCGAGCCAGCAUGCCUGAGAACGAAUACAUGGUGGAGGAUGAACCAGAGCAGACCUACAUGAACCCUGAAGAUGAGGCUGAGAUCAGGCAAACGGAGACGCCCAGAGGGAAAGGCCAGCCUCCACCAGGUGGAACCAGAGUCAGCUGGAUUGCAGGCAGCACACCGCCUAAAGUGCCCCCUGUGCCACCCAGCAAGCCCCCCAAGCCAGACAUCAGUGCGGUUGUGACUCCCAGUGAUCCGGCCAGCUGCUGCAGAGUACAGAAACCUUCUCGCCUGGCCAUGUCCUUGCCGAGAGGAUUCUCUAUCGGUAUGUCCAAGGAACUGGAAAAGAAGCUUAAGGAACGGAGGGCGACGCUGGACCUCAGCGAGGCAGACUUCUCGUCGUAACGCUCUGGUCCUAAUUCAAGCACAGGAGGUUAUGGUGGCCUUAGAAGGUUUUGGCCCAGCCCUCUCUGAAAUCGAUGUGUUUCCCAGUCCACCUCUGAUUCUCUGUUCCAUUGAAUCUUCUUAUACAGUAUUAGGUGACCUUGUAUUUUAAAGGACUCCAUCCUUUUUUCUAAAAACAACAACAGUGACUCUCUGCCCCAUAGCUGAUUUAAAAACUGGGAAUUGUGUCCAGCACUGACAACUGUGCUGGAUUUGGACUUUGGAAAUCCCCACUCAUCUUGAAUCUGUCGGCACUCAUGGAAUUUUGAAAAAGUGUACAGAGUGCCACCAUAAAAAUG
This is a messenger RNA of Gekko japonicus, 1804 nucleotides long. It is a transcript of the gene STAP2, whose product is annotated as signal transducing adaptor family member 2. The transcript is spliced from 14 exons. NCBI's taxonomy places the organism in Eukaryota, Metazoa, Chordata, Lepidosauria, Squamata, Gekkonidae. Gene Ontology annotation, molecular function: signaling adaptor activity. The coding region runs from base 45 to 1466 and encodes 473 amino acids. The record is from RefSeq and is a predicted model, not a curated record.